AUGCCGUCGAAACGACCGAUUCGGAUCGGGAAUGCGUCUGGGGCCAUUGGAGAUGGGAUAGACCAAGUCUACCGUCUCGCACGCGACGGCGAGGUAGACGCCAUCACAGCAGACUACCUCGCAGAAUUCAACAUCGCCUGGAAAGCCAUCGAGCUCACCACGCGCCCGGAUCUAGGUUACGAGCCCAACUUCCUCGACCAGCUCGCCUGGCAAGAUGGUGCCGCAGCGCAGCUCCUCGCACGCAAGAACAUCAAGGUCGUGCACGAUGGCGGGGCGCUGAAUCCAAAAGGCCUGGCGCAGAAGACAGAUGAGUAUUUCAAGAGUCUCGGGAUCGAGGGCGUGAAGAUUGCAUGGGUCGAUGGGGACAAUGUCACGGGCCUUGUCAAGGAGGGAAAGCUUGGAAAGUUGAUGCAUCUCGACCAGCGCGGCCUGGAGCUGGGCGAGCUCCGAGACAAGGUCCUCGCUGCGAACGUGUACACGGGGAUGGCGGGCGUAAUUGCUGCGCUGGAGGCCGGCGCGCAGAUAGUGAUUUGCGGGCGGUGUACGGAUGCGUCGCCUGUGAUGGGGCUGGCGGCGUGGUGGCACGGGUGGAAGAGCACGGAUUACGCGCAGCUGGCGGGAAGUUUGCUCGCAGGUCACAUCAUCGAGUGCGGAGCGUAUGUGACCGGUGGGAACUUCUGUGGGUGGAGGGAGAUUGAGAGUCUGCACCAUGUUGGGUAUCCGAUUGCGGAGAUCGCCAGGGACGGCACGUGUGUGAUCACAAAGCCGGAGCAUACGAAUGGCGCGGUGACGGUCGACACAUGCAAGGCGCAGCUGCUGUACGAGAUCCAGGGUCCGUUCUAUCUCAACCCGGACGUCACGGCGCGCAUCGACGGCGCGCAGCUCGAGCAGAUUGGCAAGAACCGCGUGCGUCUCACAGGCAUCGUGGGUACCGCGCCGCCUCCGACGUCCAAGCUAGCUAUCUGCCUCCUCGGAGGCUGGCAGGCCGAAGUCUGUGGCUACGCGGCGGGCCUGGACACGCGCGAGAAACUCGCCCUCAUGAAGGACCAGGUUAUGCGGGAGAUCGACCCCAAGGACUUUUCGACCUUCAGCAUGGAGGUGUAUGGGAGCAGUCCCGAGGAUCCAAAGUCCCAGCAGGAAUGUACAGUCACGCUACGCAUGUUCGCGCAGAGCGAGGAUAAGGAUGCAAUGCUCAAGUUCAAGCGUGCCAUCUUCUACAACGGUAUGCAAGGGUACUGUGGCCUGCAUCUGGCGAUGGACUGGAGGACCAUGGAGCCGAAGCCGUAUGUGCGGUAUUUCCCGAGUCUGGUGCCGAGCGUGGGUGUGCAGUUGACGGCAAGCUUUGUCGAUGGGAGAGUCGUCAAUGUGCCACCGAAAACGAAGGAAGAGUGCGCGGAGAAGGUUGCUGAGCAGCUCAACUACGAUCCUGAAGCUCCUGCUUCUCUGUCUUCGUUUGGGCACACGGCGCGGAGACCGCUGGGCGACCUUGUCUUUGCGCGCUCGGGGGACAAAGGUGGGAAUGCGAAUGUAGGAUUCUGGGUCAGGGAGCGUGCGGCGUGGCCGUGGCUCAGGAGUUUUCUGACAAGGGAGAGGUGCGUUGAGCUACUUGGGGAUGAUUGGAAACACAGGUACAGCGUGGAGAGGUGUGAGUUUGGGAGGCUGAUGGCGGUGCAUUUUGUCAUCAAAGGCCUGCUACAGGAGGGGGUAAGUAGUAGUAGUGUGCUGGAUGGAUUUGGGAAGAGUGUUGGAGAGUUUUUGAGAGCGAGACAUGUAGAUGUUCCCGUGGAGUUGUUGAGAGCGGAGGAGAGGCGGCGGGCUACGAUGAAGGGGAAGUUGUAG
Molecule: messenger RNA, 1839 nt
Organism: Paraphaeosphaeria sporulosa
Lineage: Eukaryota; Fungi; Ascomycota; Dothideomycetes; Pleosporales; Didymosphaeriaceae
Product: DUF1446-domain-containing protein
Exons: 3
Coding region: 1-1839 (612 amino acids)
Source: RefSeq, a predicted model, not a curated record